GUCACAUGAUCACGUUGGGAGACAAGCAGGAAGUCAUGGGUUGUGUACGGUGACAGAAGAGGAACAGAUCCCUUAAUCUCCGUUUUCGACGAUGUCUCUUUACAAAAACAGCUCGUUUUGGGUUCUGUUAAUGUUAAUAUAUAUCUAUACCCUCGUGUCUAGUGGCGAAGUAAACGUCCUCGCGACAGAUUCAACGGACAAGAUGAGACAAACUCCGUCUUUCAGCCCUGCUCCUGCGGCUGCUGUUGUCAUGGGCGACUCGCCAGCGUUUAAACCCGGCGUGGAGGCUCUAUUCUCCCUCAAUCUUCUCUCGUCCUUCCCAGAAGACCUGGAGAUCAGCAAAUACUGCAGCGAGCUGCUCCUGAUAUUCGGACAGAGAUACGUCGCCUACGUAAACUGCCUGGUGACUGCCGCGCGGCCCGUUCAGGUUUGCCAGAAGUGUUACUCCAGCUACGGAAGCCUCGUUGACACCUACGCGAACAUCUCGUCAGACCAGAUGGGUGCCGGUGAUAAUGACAGCUGCCGGGACAGCCUCCUGCGUAGUGACCGGCUGAUGCUGGUUUACCUGCUGUACAGCAACAUGCAGGAGCUUUGGGCAAAGUCGGACUGUGACAAGUGUAUCACUAAAGGAUUCCAGAGCCCAACCAAUGACACGCUGUACUUCAUGAACACUCACAACCAAACCGUCACCUGCUUUAAUAAGUAUCAACAGGGGAACUACACCGAGCUGUGCAAAGACUGUAAGAGCUCAUACAAAAGCCUGAAUGAGCUGUACAGCAGAAUGGAGACCAAUCAGACCAUGUGUAUUGACAUAGAGGAUACGAUGAAUAUGACUCGCAGACUGUGGAGUAGGAAAUACAAUUGUUCCUUCCCCCGCGAGGAGACGGUGCCUGUCAUCGCCGUGUCCAGCUUCAUGCUCUUUCUGCCCAUCAUCUUCUACUUGAGCAGCUUCCUUCACUCUGAACAAAAGAAACGCAAGCUCAUACACCCCAAAAGGGCAAAGUCAUACGCCAGUCUGGUGAACAUUCAGAGCAAACUGAGCUGAAGAGGAGACCGGUGAUAAAGACUAAACUGAAGGACAACGCUUGCAUUAGAAGUUACACCACGGGAGAAGAUUGGACUCCUCAUCAUCUUGUGCCGGAUGUUUGAACGUAGCAGACUCAACAACAGCAUCUUGUUUUUGUUCGGAGGACUUCAAGAAGCACGAUAUGAGGAUUAAAGGCUUUGGACACUUUUUUUUUUGUGCAUACAUGUGCUUUCACUUUCUCAAAAAACUCUUCACAACAUGUAAUAAAAUGUCAGGCCUGCAUACAAAAUAUCUUUAAAACCCAGCAGAAGAAAUUAAUGACACUUACCGCCAUUAUUUGUGAUGAGCUUUCAUUUGUGAUUUUAUUUUUUAGGGGGCUAAUAAUAUAACUAAUCAGAUUAUUCUUCAUGUUGCUGCACAGAUGCACCGUCCUCUCCUUCCUUUCAACUCGUUAACAAUCUUCACGUUUUUCAGUGCAUCCCGUAGCCUGGUGCACGCACACACACACACACACACACACACACACAGGUAUCACCACAAAAAGUGAGUGGCUUGUGCGUGCGUGUGUGAGCUCUACUUAUGGGUUGAAAAAAUGGGUUUUCUGUCUCUAAUGUAUGUCCAGAAGAGAGCUGCAGAAAAGGAAGCACUUGAUGUCCAUUAGUGGUGACAUGGAUCUGCUGUAAGAAGAGUGGGGGUGCACAUCAGUGGGGCAGGGGGAUAAAGACAUUACACACAUAAUGUAAGCACACUCCAGAGUACCACACUGGGAUGUUACCUGUUUUCCAGUCAGUUUAUUUUUUUAUGGCUGCCUGAAGCUUUUAAUGUGCUUUGUUGUCGUUUUCCACAGAUGUUUAACUUAAUUUGUUAAGAGGCUUCUGACUGCUCAUGAGAGCAAAGUCUAAUUUAUGUCUCCUGAGUGUUGAAUUGAAUUCUCCUAUUAAAAAUGCUUUUGCUGUGUAGUAAUGUAAACAUUCAUUUUGAAUGCAUAAGCCUAAAUAAAUACUUUUACGCCAGAA
Messenger RNA from Gasterosteus aculeatus aculeatus (three-spined stickleback), 2043 nucleotides. RefSeq names its product osteoclastogenesis associated transmembrane protein 1 (gene ostm1). The record is from RefSeq and is a predicted model, not a curated record. Lineage: Eukaryota; Metazoa; Chordata; Actinopteri; Perciformes; Gasterosteidae. Gene Ontology annotation, cellular component: cytosol.